Messenger RNA from Staurois parvus, 771 nucleotides. Lineage: Eukaryota; Metazoa; Chordata; Amphibia; Anura; Ranidae. The record is from the annotation of a GenBank genome assembly.
AUGGCAGAGAGGAACAGUACUAGCUGGUCCAAGAAGGUGGUAGCCUUUUGUACCAAUCCAAGGUCCUUCUUAUCCAGCAUAACCGCGGAGAGUUUUUUGGAUGAUCUGUUAAAAGAUCUGAAGAGUGAAAGUUUGAACGAACAAACAAAGGUUUUAAUGCUGAAUCUUUUAUUAGAGUUUCCUACAACUCUGUGUCCAGAGAAAGCUGCAGGUGAACUUACCGCUGAGAUCCUGAUAAAUAUUUUACAACAAAUGUCAACUUCAGUGAAAAGUAUAAGUUUAAGGUGCCACCUCCUGUUAGCAAUCGAGACUGUGCUGAUCACCACUGAUAACUUCAACUGCAAUUGCAAAGUAGCCCAGGACUUCGCCUCUUUUCUAAUGCACCUUAUAUCAGACAUCAAUGACAAGAAGCAGGGGUCAUCCAACAGGCCUGUACGCAUCAUGGCUUGUGAGUGCCUGAGAGAACUGGAGUACUGCUACCCGGGGCUCCUGUCACAAAGGCUAGAACAUUUAUACACAAUGCAGCAACAAGAAAUUACUAGCGCUCAUCAGUCGUACACACUUCUAUACAGUGUGACCCUCAAGAAUGCAAUACAGAUCCUAGCGCAGAAAGAAGGACCAUCUAAUGGAACCCUCAAGCAAAUGCUGACAAGCAAUGACAGUUUUCUUUGGAGUGCCACAAAAGACAUGAAGGAACUUCAGCCAUCCUCAGGAGAGCAACUUUUUCUGCUACCAUCAAACAAUGAGACCAAAGAAUUAAAAUCUAUCCUA